GAAACGAGAUCUUCAGUAUGAAGUGUCAUUCUGUCCCUACAGGUUUUUAAGUGUAGUCUGUACCUGACACACCUGAGCCCUCCCUUCGCUGCUCUCGCAGCACACUGCGCAUGCGCGGAUCUCUCUCACGCAGCUCCACUGUCAUGGCGGAGACCGAGCGGAGUAGGAGCUGAUUCAGGAAGAGAUGGCGCUGUAAAGUGGGUUACCGCUCAAACUUCACGUCAACACUUCUCACAGGGACCAAGAGGAUUGCCUUCUCUUUGCAGGGACUCGAGGGCCGAUGCCGGAGAUCCGUUGCCUUAUAUUUUAUAGUUUUCUGCGUCUUGUUCUUAUCGGUCGUCUACCUGCGCGGAAUCUCUUCAGCACCGCUAUUUCCUGUUUGACAAACACUCGCAAAAACUUCAAUGACGUUACCGUUUAACGGCUUUUCUUUAUUAGGUCAGCGGAGAUUGACAAGCAUUUGGAUUCUUAUCUGGACUCGUGUCAGCGUGGUUUCGUCCUGCUUUUUUUCAAGUUUAGAUCUGUUCUCCCUCUCUACACAAGAAUAAUUCCUGUCUUUUAGGUGUAACGUUAGUGACAUCAGCCAACAACUUCAGGCGAAAACGCAAGAAACUACAGGACAAACCGGCCGUUAAUGGGGACCGGGAUUUGUUUUCCCCCGCUGUUAGUUUAACGAGCCACAUUUUCCAUAUAGUAUCCCAUAGGUUUAACUAGGCGGCAGGGUCAAACAGGUGUCCCACCUGUUCCCCUCUCACCUGACUCCGCCAUGGCGAGCGCGGGUGACAGCGCCGUCCAGAUCCCCAUUAGAGGAAUCCGCAUGAAAUUCGCCGUGCUGGCCGGACUCCUGGAGGCUGGUGAAGUCUCCAAUCGGGACACCGUGGAGACGAUCUUCAAUCUGCUGGUUGGGGGUCAGUUUGACCUGGAGAUGAACUUCAUCAUUCAGGAGACGGAGAGCAUCAUCUGUAUGGUGGAACUGCUGGAUAAAUGUGACUCCACUUGCCAGGCAGAAGUGUGGAGUAUGUUCACGGCCGUACUGAAGAAGAGCUUACGAAACCUUCAGGCCUGCACUGAUAUUGGCCUCAUCCAGCUGGUGCUACAGCGCAUAGACCGAGCUGAGACCAUGAUAGCAGAUCUGAUGGUGGACAUGCUUGGAGUUUUGGCCAGCUACAGCAUCACAGUGAAGGAACUGAAGCUGUAUUUCAGUAAGCUGAAGGGAGAACAAGGCCAAUGGCCACCUCACGCUGUCAAGCUGCUGUCUGUGUUGAAGUCCAUGGCUCAAAGAAAUGGCCCAGAUUCCUUUUUCAGCUUCCCAGGGAAGAGUGCUGCGGCCAUUGCUCUUCCUCCUAUUGCAAAGUGGCCAUACCAGAAUGGCUUCACCUUCCACACCUGGCUGCGUCUGGACCCCAUCAAUAACAUAAACGUUGACAAGGACAAGCCUUAUCUCUACUGCUUCCGCACCAACAAAGGUUUGGGCUACUCUGCACACUUUGUGGGUGGAUGUCUGAUAGUGACCUCUCUAAAAUCCAAAGCCAAAGGCUUCCAGCACUGUGUGAAAUAUGACUUCAAACCCCAGAAGUGGUAUAUGGUGACCAUAGUGCACAUUUAUAAUCGUUGGAAGAACAGUGAAAUCAGCUGCUAUGUCAACGGAGAGCUGGCGUCAUAUGGCGAAAUCACCUGGUUCGUCAACACAAGUGAUACGUUCGACAAGUGUUUUCUGGGUUCAUCAGAGACAGCAGAUGCUAACCGUGUGUUCUGCGGUCAGAUGGGGGCAGUGUAUCUGUUCAGUGAAGCUCUCAGCGCUGCUCAGAUAUUAGCCAUCUAUCAGCUGGGGCCAGGAUACAAGGGCACUUUUAAGCACAAGGCCGAAAGUGACCUGCUGUUUGCAGAACAUCAUAAGAUGCUGCUGUAUGAUGGAAAGUUGUCUGCCUGCAUCGCCUUCACCUAUAAUCCUCGGGCCACUGACGCUCAGCUGUGUCUGGAGUCCUCCCCCAAAGACAACGCCUCCAUCUUUGUGCACUCGCCACAUGCUCUCAUGCUGCAGGAUGUGAAGGCUGUGGUGACACAUUCGGUUCAGAGUGCCAUUCACUCUAUAGGAGGAGUCCAGGUCCUUUUCCCUCUGUUUGCACAGCUGGAUUUCCUCCAACACAGCGGUGACGAGCUGGACACCUCCGUCUGUUGCACACUACUGUCGUUUGUGAUGGAGCUGUUGAAGGGCUCUGUAGCUAUGCAAGAACAGGUGCUGGCCUGCAAGGGCUUUCUGGUCAUCGGUUACUCUCUGGAGAAGUCUUCCAAAGUACAUGUGACACGACCUGUGCUGGACAUCGUCCUUGCCUUCGCCCGUUACCUUAGCAACCUUCCUACUGGUGUUAUGCUCUUGAAACAGCUGUGUGACCACAUCCUCUUCAACCCUACCAUCUGGAUUCAUGCCCCUGCGAAGGUACAGCUGGUUCUCUACACCUACCUGGCCACAGAGUUCAUCAGCACUGUCACCAUUUACAAUGCCAUCCGCAGAGUUGGGACCGUACUGCAGGUCAUGCACACGCUCAAGUAUUUCUACUGGGUUGUAAACCCACUGGACCGCAGCGGAAUCACACCCAAGGGUCUCGAUGGACCGAGACCCAAUCAGAAAGAGAUUCACUCUCUCCGAGCGUUUCUGCUCCUGUUUGUCAAGCAGCUCAUAAUGAAGGAUCAUGGCAUAAAAGAAGAUGAACUGCAGAGUAUUCUGAACUACCUGCUCACAAUGCACGAGGAUGAUAAUCUGAUGGAUGUUCUCCAGCUUCUGGUUGCACUGAUGUCUGAGCAUCCUGGCUCAAUGGUUCAAGCUUUCGAUCAGCGGAAUGGAAUACGGGUCAUCUUUAAGCUGCUGGCGUCCACAAGUGAAGGGAUUCGUGUGCAGGCUCUCAAAGUCUUGGGCUACUUUCUCAAGUAUUUGUCACCAAAGAGAAAGUCAGAGGUGAUGCUGGCUCACGGCCUGUUCUCUCUGCUCACUGAACGACUGAUGCUCCACUCAAACCAGUUCACAGUGACAACAUACAACGUGCUCUUCGAGAUUCUUACAGAGCAGAUCUGUACUCAGGUCAUUCACAAACAACACCCGGACCCUGACUCAACGGUGAAGAUUCAAAACCCACAGAUCCUGAAAGUCAUAGCGGCCCUGUUAAAGAAUGCUCCUCCUGAGGCAGAAAGCAUGGAAGUGCGGCGUAUCUUCCUCUCAGACAUGAUUAAACUCUUUAACAACAGCCGAGAGAACCGCAGGAGUCUGUUGCAGUGCUCUGUAUGGCAGGAGUGGAUGCUCUCUCUGUGCUUUAUAAACCCCAAGAACAGCGAGGAGCAGAAGAUCACUGAGAUGGUGUACGCCAUCUUUCGCAUUCUUCUUUAUCAUGCCAUUAAGUACGAGUGGGGCGGCUGGCGCGUGUGGGUGGACACACUCUCCAUCACACACUCCAAGGUCACCUUUGAGCAACACAAGGAGAAUCUGGCCCGAAUGUUUCUUGAGUACCAGCGAAUGGGAUCUGAGGGAGGAUCUGAAAGCAGGAUCCGAACGAUCUCUGGAGUCAGCCAAGAUUCUCAGUUCCUUGCCUCGGCCAACGGGGAACUGCAUACAGAAGAGAAGGCUCCAUCUACUGUUAUUGAGCUACGUGUAGAGGAGCAGGACAACGAUCAGACUGCAGACAAUGAGGAGAUGCAGACCCAGAUCCCUGUCACAGUGUCCAACAUUCUGGUCAGAGAUGAGGAAGAGAGGCAGACAGACACUGUUGCCACCUCACUGGAGAUGCAGGACAGGGAUAAGGAUGAACAGUACGCUGUAAAAGAACCAAAAAAAGAUAAUGAAAUAAAACAUAUGGAUGACAAUCAUAAAACAGGGGAUGAAGACCGUGAACAAAUGGAAAAUGUUAAGACUGAAGGUAGAGUUGAAGAGGAGAGCAGUAAUCUGAGUAUAAAAGACGAUACCGACAGCCCACAGACUGAAACUGACAAGAAUGCCAAAGAUGCAACUGAAGCUGUGAAGAUGUCAGAUGAAGGUAAAACAAGUAAUGCGGAAAAUGAGCAAAACGUUCAGGUAGAAGAUGAAAAGAAAGAUCUUGGAGAUUCUACUCUUGAAGCUGUUAAGGAAGAUUCCACUCAAAAGUCUUCUGAGGUUUUAGUCCAUGAGGAAACCAGCACGACUGGGGCCUCUGUUGUGAAUGAAGAUAGCACUGAUGUUUCCUCGGCCAGCAACUUCGUGAAAGUCAGUGAUGACAGCACAGAGGACUCUUCAUUUGUGUCUGCUACAACUGGGGAGACAGAUGACCAUGGUGUUGAAAGGGAAGACGGUGGAAAGGAGAAGGAGAACAAGUCUGAAACUGAUAAAGAUGAAAAGCUUAUGGAAAAUGAGAAGACUGUGGGAAUCCAGGAUUCACCAGCCCCCAUGGUGGAAGUGGAUUUAAACCAAAGCUCCUCUCCUGAGGAGACCAAGCCUCAGACGGAGGGUCAUGGAGAUGUUGAGGCAGAGCAAACAACAACAGAACAGAAGUCUAAAGCAGAGGUUAGCUCUAGUGCUGAGAGUAUCUCACAGGAUGCAGCAAAUAACCAAGACUCUCCGAAGGUGGCAGGGACUGACAAUACAGCAAAUAAAACCAAAGAGAUUAAAAUAGCUAGGCUGGAUGUGUCAAGUGUGGCCUCAGACACAGAAAGACUGGAACUGAAGGACACCUCAGCGACAAACCCGAGUGCAAAUCAAGCUGCUCCCACAAGCCCUACAGGUCAAAGCAAUGAAGGUUCAUCUUCGGCUCGAUCUACUAUGUUCCGUAUCCCUGAGUUCAAGUGGUCUCAUAUGCAUCAGCGUCUUCUGACUGACCUGCUGUUCUCCAUCGAGACAGACGUGCAGAUGUGGAGAAGUCAUUCAACUAAGACAGUCAUGGACUUUGUGAACAGCAGUGAGAAUGUGGUGUUCGUGCACAACACUGUCCAUCUCAUCUCUCAGGUGGUGGACAACCUCAUCAUGGCCUGUGGAGGAAUUCUUCCUCUGCUUUCUGCAGCUACUUCUUCUUCGCAUGAGCUGGAGAACAUCGAGCCGUCUCAGGGUUUGGCUGUGGAGGCAUCACUGAUGUUCUUGCAGAGACUGAUCAAUCUUGUGGAUGUGCUGAUUUUCGCCAGUUCACUCAAUUUCACUGAAAUCGAAGCAGAGAAGAACAUGUCUUCAGGGGGAAUCUUAAGACAAUGUCUUCGCCUGGUGUGUGCGAUGGCUGUGAGAAACUGUCUGGAAUGUCAGCAGCACACUCUGAGUAAGUCUGGUGCAGAGAGCAGCCGCGGACAACAAAGCCUUCUGGGAGCCGCCAAGUCUAUACCAGCACAGAGUCCUGUGGACAUUGUGACUGGAGGGAUGUCUCCUAUAAGAGAUUUAGACCGGCUUCUGCAGGACAUGGACAUCAAUCGUCUGCGUGCUGUAGUGUUCAGAGACAUAGAGGACAGUAAACAAGCUCAAUUUCUGGCACUGGCAGUGGUCUACUUCAUCUCUGUCCUCAUGGUGUCCAAAUAUAGGGACAUUCUGGAGCCACACAAUGACAGAAGAAACACACAGCGCUCACAGUCAGUCAGGAGCACAGAGAGUGUUCAGUCUGAUCUGGAGAAUGGUUUGUCUCCUCUUCACCGGGACUCUGGGAUUGAGGAUGAGAAGGCCUCAGACAUCCAGAGUAAUGUAAAAGCGCAGACUGGCCCUGAUGCUGUAUCCGAAGCUCUGUCUACUUUGUCCGAUGAGGUCAGGAGAGGUCAAGAGGACAGAGACAGCAAAGGAAAGAAUGUCAAUGUCAAGGAUAUUCUGAGAAGUCUCGUUAGCGCACCCUCUGAUGACAUCAUGGUGGACCCCAGUCUUAUACCGCCUGGGUUUCUGGGUGCUGUGAGCGAAGCCUCCCGUGACCAGUCCAUCCAGUUCCACUCGUUUGAUAGGAGUGUUGUUGUGGCACCCAAGAAGGCCGGUGGGGCUCCGUCUCCAGGAAUGAGCACAGUGUCUGCAUCUGCAUCCGUCCCGUCAGCUACUGCUGCAUCCUCAGGUGGAACUCCAGUUAACAGCGUGUCAGUGGUGUCUGCAGGAGAGACCGUUCAGAGCACAGAGUCCACGCCAGGAGGAACCUCCACCAGCUCCAACCUGCCAUCUGUCCCUGCAUUAUCCCCAAUGACCCAGACCUCCACCCCCAACAUGAGUAUCUCUGAGAGGUUGGAACAUGCACUGGAGAAAGCAGCUCCUUUACUCAGAGAGAUUUUUGUGGAUUUUGCACCGUUCCUCUCUCGCACACUUCUGGGCAGUCAUGGGCAGGAGCUACUCAUCGAAGGCACCAGUCUUGUGUGUAUGAAGUCCAGCAGUUCUGUGGUUGAACUGGUCAUGCUGCUCUGCUCUCAGGAGUGGCAGAACUCCAUCCAGAAGAACGCAGGUUUGGCCUUCAUUGAGCUGGUGAACGAGGGCAGGCUGCUGAGCCACACCAUGAAGGACCAUCUGGUGCGUGUAGCUAAUGAGGCCGAGUUCAUUCUGAGCCGCCAGAGAGCAGAGGACAUCCAAAAGCAUGCCGAGUUUGAGUCUCAUUGUGCUCAAUAUUCAGCUGAGAAACGCGAUGAGGAGAAGAUGUGUGAUCACCUGAUCAGGGCCGCCAAGUACCGGGAUCAUGUGACGUCCACGCAGCUCAUCCAGAAGAUUGUAAACAUCCUCACAGACAAACAUGGUGCAUGGGGCAGCUCGGCUUUCAGCAGACCGCGGGAGUUCUGGCGCCUGGACUACUGGGAGGAUGACCUGAGGAGACGUCGGCGCUUCAUCAGGAACCCGUUUGGGUCCACACACUCUGAGGCCACGCUCAAGGCUGCAGCUGAGCAUGCUGCUGGUAUUAAAGCUCCAGAGGAGGACGUGCUGAAGGGCAAACAGUCCAUCAGGAGUUCAGUGCUGGGGAAUCAGAACUCGGAGAGUGAGCUGCUCUUGGAGGACGAUGACACCCUCUCAUCCUUGGAGGAAAAAGAGUUGGAAAAUCUUACAGGGCCUGUUAACCUGAGCACCAGCGCACAGCUGGUUGCGCCUGCUGUAGUGGUAAAAGGUACACUGUCCAUCACGGCCCUGGAGUUAUACUUUGAGGUGGAUGAAGAAGACCCAAGUUUUAAGAACAUUGAUCCCAAGAUAUUGGCCUACACAGAGGGUCUGCAUGGAAAAUGGCUGUUCACCGAGAUCAGAGCAGUUUUCUCACGCCGCUAUUUGCUACAGAACACAGCGCUGGAGGUCUUCAUGGCCAACAGGACGGCGGUCAUGUUCAACUUCCCAGAUGCUGCCACAGUGAAAAAGGUGGUGCACUGUUUGCCCAGAGUAGGAGUCGGCACCAACGUCGGCCUUCCUCAGACCAGACGGAUUUCUCUGGCCAGCCCGAAACAGCUCUACAAGGCCUCCAACAUGACACAGCGCUGGCAAAGACGAGAAAUCUCAAAUUUUGAAUACCUCAUGUUCCUUAACACCAUCUCUGGCCGUACAUUUAACGAUCUGAACCAGUAUCCUGUGUUCCCCUGGGUAAUCACCAACUACGACAGCGAAGAGCUCGACCUCACCCUGCCCAGCAACUACAGAGAUCUGUCCAAGCCUAUUGGUGCGCUGAACCCAAAGAGAGCCGCUUUCUUCUCUGAGCGCUUCGAAUCAUGGGAGGAUGAACAGGUGCCCAAAUUCCACUAUGGCACACACUAUUCCACCUCCAGCUUCACUCAGAUGUGGCUACUGAGGAUUGAGCCCUUCACAACAUUCUUCCUGAAUUUCCAAGGUGGAAAAUUUGACCACGCCGAUCGCACUUUUUCCUCAGUGUCUAGAGCCUGGAGAAACUGCCAGAGGGACACGUCUGACGUGAAGGAGUUGAUCCCUGAGUUCUAUUACCUCCCCGAGAUGUUUGUCAACUCCAAUAAUUACAACCUGGGAGUGAUGGAUGAUGGGACGGUGGUGUCAGAUGUGGAGCUGCCGCCGUGGGCCAAGAGUCCUGAGGAGUUUGUACGCAUAAACCGACUGGCUCUGGAGAGUGAGUUUGUGUCCUGUCAGUUGCAUCAGUGGAUUGAUCUGAUCUUUGGAUACAAGCAGCAGGGACCCGAGGCCAUCAGAGCUCUCAAUGUCUUCUACUACCUGACUUAUGAAGGAGCUGUUAACCUCAGCUCCAUAUCUGACCCCAUGCUCAGAGAGGCUGUGGAGUCUCAAAUCAGAAGUUUUGGACAGACACCCUGUCAGCUGCUAAUUGAGCCUCACCCGCCUCGCAGUUCUGCCAUGCAGGUGUAUCUCCUUCUGCAGACCCCACUGAUGUUCACAGAGCAGAUGCAGCAGGACGUCAUCAUGGUACUCAAGUUCCCGUCCAACUCGCCCGUCACCCAUGUGGCAGCCAACACGCAGUCAGGCCUAACCAACGCAGCGGUCAUCACAGUCACUGCCAACCGCCUCUUUGCAGUCAACAAGUGGCACGGCCUCACUGGUCAUCAAACCUCUUCUGUUCAGGACCAGCAGUACCAGUUACCGGUUGAGAUCGACCCUUUGAUAGCCAGUAAUGUGGGUGCUCACAGGAGGCAGAUCUCAGAUCUGUUAGAUCAGAGCAUCCAAGUAAACGCUCAGUGUUUUGUCAUCACAGCUGACAACCGCUUCAUCCUGCUGUGUGGCUUCUGGGACAAGAGCUUCCGCGUGUACUCCACUGAUACAGGUAAACUGACACAGAUUGUUUUUGGGCAUCUUGAUGUGGUGACCUGCCUGGCGCGCUCAGAGUCGUAUAUUGGCGGAGACUGCUACGUUCUCUCUGGCUCCAGAGACGCCACACUACUGCUCUGGUACUGGAACGGCAAGCACAGCAGCAUUGGAGAGAGCGCUGGAACAGAGUUUGUGACGCCCCGGGCGAUCUUGACGGGUCAUGAUUGUGAGGUGACGUGUGCGAGUGUGUGUGCAGAGCUGGGACUGGUCAUCAGUGGCUGCAGAGAGGGUCCCUGUUUGGUCCACUCAAUGAACGGUGACCUGUUGAGGACUCUGGAGGGUCCAGACGGCUGUAUGCGGCCACGACUUGUUCUGUCCUCCACUGAGGGUCACUGUGUCAUUUACUACGACAAGGGCCACUUCUGUGUGUUCAGCAUCAAUGGAAAGCUAUUGGGACAUAUGGAGGUGGAAGACAACAUAAAGGCGAUGCUGCUGAGUAAAGAUGGCCAGUAUCUGCUGUGUGGAGGAGAUGCAGGAGUUCUCAAUGUCUGGCAGAUUCACGACCUCAAACAGCUCUUCACUUACCCAGGCUGUGAUGCUGGAAUACGCUCUAUGGCUAUUGCACAUGACCAAAGAUGCAUCAUCACUGGCAUGGCGUCAGGGAGCAUCGUUCUGUUCUACAACGACUUCAACAGAUGGCAUCAUGAAUACCAGACCCGAUACUGACCCAGAGGAACACCCGCCACCCUUCAGAAAGGCACUACCAAUAGUCAUGAAUGUAUUCUACAUAUUUAAAGAAGCAAAACUAUUUUUCAAGAUAGCAUUGCUAUAUUUUGUAGAUCUUAUGGAAUUUCUUACUAUCUAAAUCGUAGGGGCUGGGGUUAUAUACUUAAUAUUUGGAGAAAGAAAAAGAAAUCUAUUUUUAGCUGUCAAAGUCCUAUUUUCACCAUUGCUCUAUUGAAAAAGACUGGUUUGAGUGGUCAACAGCCUUUCUUUCUUUCUUUUUAGUGUCUAUAGAUAGAUGACUUUUUGCUUUUAUUUAAAUUGGGAUGGGUGAGCUUUUUUUCUUCUCAGUUGCUGUGGGUGUUUUUUUUUUUUUUUUUUUUUUUUUUUUGACAAGGCGCCCCUAAAUGUCACAUUUCAUAUCUAUAAGUUGACUUCCUGGAGCUAACAGGAAACUGCCUCGAUUUUUGGGAGAAAUAAAUUCCUAUUACAUUAUAUCCAUAGAUUAAAUUAGGUAGCUGUCUGCAAACAUAUCAAAGCGUCCACUUUAAACAUUCACUUUAUGAAUGGAGAAGUGACCUCUUUUCUAAUGCAUUUCUCAAUUUUAUUGUCAGUGAGUUUUGCUUUGUUAAAGAUGAAUGGACCUCUUGUGUGAUCACAAAAUGAUGUCACUUUAUAAACUGAAGGGGCGAAUCAAUAUAUGAAGGGAGAGCAAUUUAGAAAAUGAUGUUAAUCAUACUCGUAAUUCAUGAGAGAGGUGAUUUGGUGUGUUUCUAUCUAUCUUUUGAUCUUUUCUGUUUGUUUAUUGUGAGCUCCAUAUCUAUCAAGUGUUCCAGAACUGAACACAUUUUCUUUUCUUUUGGGGAUAAGGGAUAAUGGAGAGAGUGAAGAGGGGAAAAUAUUCAGAUCCAUUUAAAGCUUCAUCAAACCUUUUUGAAAUUUCACCAUUGUGCAUUUACCCUUGGUGUAUGUAGACUGAAUCUGGCCAGAGCGCAAUACUAUUGCCGUACUAGCUAUCUGAAAUCAGGAAAUAAACAAGCAGACGUUAAAAUAUGAUCAUAACACAGCUAGCUCGAAGUAUAAACCCCACAAAUCACACUCAGGGCAAGCAGAGGUCUGUGAAAUUACAAAAAAAAAAAAAAAAAAAAUGAAAUCUCGGUUUGUGUUAACUAAGGUGUGACGAAUGCUGUCUGAUUCAUUUGUUUGGUUUUAAUAGUUGUCGCUAUCAUUGCUGUUAUCUCAUGUUAUUUCCCAGCUGAAUGGCAAUCAGUUUGGAAUGAGCGUUAUAUGAUGUGUGUGAUGAACUCAAACAAUAAAGUGGCAUUUUGUAACAAUACAAA
Messenger RNA from Danio rerio (zebrafish), 10719 nucleotides. NCBI's taxonomy places the organism in Eukaryota, Metazoa, Chordata, Actinopteri, Cypriniformes, Danionidae. The record is from RefSeq and is a predicted model, not a curated record.